Molecule: messenger RNA, 3186 nt
Organism: Solanum pennellii
Lineage: Eukaryota; Viridiplantae; Streptophyta; Magnoliopsida; Solanales; Solanaceae
Product: pentatricopeptide repeat-containing protein At3g46790, chloroplastic-like
Exons: 2
Coding region: 203-2023 (606 amino acids)
Biological process (GO): RNA modification
Molecular function (GO): zinc ion binding; protein binding; RNA binding
Source: RefSeq, a predicted model, not a curated record
UAUUGAUUUUUUUCUCUAUUAGUUUUGAUAAGCCUAAUGAAUAGCUCUAAAAUUCUAAAAUUUCAUAUUCUUUGAACUCCUUUUGACAUUUGAUAAAAUUUCAAACUCCACCCGCUCUUUCUAUAUUAGAGUUGGAGGUUAAUGUAAUAGCAUAGUGAGGCUGCAGCAACCUUUACACUUUCCUGGUACCGAACAUAAUCAAAUGCUAUCAUCAAUUACUACAAGUUGUUUGGCUCGUAAGCAUACAAUCAUUGGAGGGAUCAUUCAAAUUCAUCACUAUCAUCAACACUUAAACUCAACUCAACAUUAUGCUUCUCUUCUCCAAUCUUGCAUUGCUCGAAAAGCAGUUCAGCCUGGAAAGCAGCUCCAUGCGCAUCUAUGCCUCACGGGUUUAGGCUACAAUAUCAAUUUAGCAACAAAGCUUGUUAAUCUUUAUUGUGUUUGUGACAAAUUGCCGAAUGCCCAUCACCUGUUUGAUAGAAUUCCUAAAGGAAAUAUUUUUCUUUGGAAUGUUUUGAUUCGUGGUUAUGCUUGGAAUGGACCAUAUGAGGCUGCAAUUUCUCUGUAUUAUCAAAUGAUUGAUUAUGGUCAUGUGCCUGAUAAUUUUACUUUUCCGUUUGUACUUAAAGCGUGUUCGGCCUUGUCUGCGAUUGAAGUGGGGAAGGAUAUACAUGAAUAUGCAAAGAGAACGAAGUGGGAUAAGGAUGUUUUUGUGGGUGCUGCUCUUAUUGACAUGUAUGCUAAAUGUGGUUGUGUUGGUAGGUCCAGGGAGGUGUUUGAGAAUGUCGUUGAGAGGGAUGUAGUUGUUUGGAAUUCAAUGCUUGCUGCUUACUCACAAAAUGGUCACCCUGAGGAUUGUUUGGCUUUAUGUGGUGAAAUGGCGUGUGGAGGUAUUAGACCCACGGAGGCGACCUUGGUGACUGCGAUUUCUGCUUCUGCUGAUGUUGCAGCUCUUCGACAGGGGAGGGAGCUUCAUGGGUAUAGUUGGAGACAGGGUUUUGACUCUCUUGACAAAGUGAAGACAGCACUUGUGGAUAUGUAUGCCAAGAGUGGGUCUGUGAAGGUUGCUAGGAUCUUGUUCGAAGGACUCCAGGAGAAAAGAGUAGUUUCUUGGAAUACUAUGAUCACUGGAUAUGCAAUGCAUGGUCAUGCUAAUGCAGCACUUUGCCUGUUUAAUGAGAUGGUUGGCAAAGCUAAGCCGGAUCAUAUAACUUUUGUAGGUGUUUUAUCAGCUUGUAGUCAUGGAGGUCUGUUGAGUGAAGGGAGGAUGUAUUUUGAUUCAAUGGCAAAAGAUUAUGGAAUUGAACCAACUAUUCAGCACACUACAUGCAUGGUUGAUCUCCUAGGUCAUUCUGGUCGCUUAAAUGAGGCUUAUGGACUAAUCACACAGAUGAAAGUUAUGCCAGAUGCUGGUGUCUGGGGUGCAUUUCUUAAUUCAUGUAAAAUCCAUGGUUAUGUGGAAUUUGCAGAAUUGGCAUUAGAGAGGUUGAUUGAGCUUGAGCCUGAUGAUGCAGGCAAUUACGUGAUCCUAUCUAAUAUUUAUGCCCAAGCAGGUAGAUGGGAAGGUGUUGCAAAGCUUAGAGAACUAAUGAACGAAAGAGGUGUGAAGAAAACCACCGCGUACAGUUGGAUUGAAGUUAAAAACAAAGUACAUGCAUUUCUCUCUGGGGAUACAUCUCAUCCUAUGUCUGACGAGAUUUAUGCAGAGCUACAGAGCUUAGGAGCACGAAUGUUACAAGCUGGCUAUGUCCCAAACAUUACGCCAGUUUUCCAUGAUGUGGAAGAUGAUGAGAAGAGCAGAAUGGUGUGCAGCCACAGUGAAAGGCUAGCGAUUGCUUUUGGACUAAUUAGUACACCCCCAGGGACAAAGUUGUUGAUCACCAAGAAUCUCCGAGUUUGCGAGGACUGUCAUGUUGCGAUCAAGUUUAUCUCAAAGUUAACAGAGAGAGAAAUCACUAUCAGAGAUGUCAAUCGCUAUCAUCAUUUCAAAGAUGGCAUCUGUUCUUGUGGAGAUUAUUGGUGAAAUGGGUUCAGGAAUUUGUGAUGAGAAAUCAAUUGCUUCUUGAAGAAAAAUUGGCUCAUCUAACUGAGUAAAGUGUAAAUCAUGAUUGUUUUGUCAAAAAGCAAUAACUCUUUAAUUGUGCCCAUGUUCUUAUUCUCAAUAAAGAAGCAGCUCCAAUUGGUUUCAGCAAAGAGAUAUUGGGUUUGGCCAAUGUAAGAAGAGAACUCGGAUUCGUUCCUGCAAUUAAUUUGUCGCCACUCCUCACUACACGUCAGACAUCAUCUAUUCUUGAAAAUCAUACAUAGAUUUUCCAUGCAGCUUCAGAAAUACAUCUCUAUGUGAGAUAGUUAAUGACCUUAUCAUUGGUGUAUCUCAGUGGUGAAUUACAUUUAGAAUUUGAAACUGUAGCCAGCUCGUACACGGACAUGUUUUUAGUAGGUUUGCUGAUUCUUUUCAUGUAUAGGUAGAGCCCACAUGGUCAAAUGGUCAAAAAACCAAUUCUUCUAUAUUCUCAUCCAAAUUAUACAUCUCAAACAGUUGGUUAUGACCGAAUGCCUAUAUACUCUGAAUAACAUCUUCAGUCUCCAAGCAAACGACUGGCCAUGUUAUUUAGCAUUAGCUACUAAAUCAGGAGCCUGUUGUAUAAGGAAGACUUUGACUUCCCAAGUUUGAUCCAUGAUCUUCAAAACGAUGCUCCCCCUUCGGUUGUUGAUACUUUCUUCACAUUCCUGGUGGCAAUCCACCGCGAACGUAACAAAUGGUUGUACUUCAAUAGUCAAGAACAUUUUCGUUUUAUCAGGACAGAGCAACAUGUUUGGAUGCAGCAGUCUUUAAUCAGACCAGACCAGUCCAGCAGGUACGGUUAAUUUGGUUAAUUUGACUUGGGACGGUGUGGUUCUACCUGAGUGUCAUCCCAACAAAUCCGUCAAUCCUCUGACUUAGUGCAGAACUUACAUAAGCUACAUUGUUAGUUUACACACACAGCCAACUUUUUUCGGUAACAACUUUUAUACAUCUUUAUACUUGUAAAUAAUGUAUCUACCUCCCUUGUAUCCAAGUGUAUAACACGGAAAAAAUUUUCAGAUUCAGUUUUUGAAGAUAUGAACUCAUAACUUAAACUGAAUCGAACGCAAAAAACAGGGGUGAUGUAGUGCCCUAUUUUUAAAGUCUCCUUGAACUGUAAA